CGAGCAUGAACAAUUCUUGGGACUGUCAUGUCCACUGCUUUGAUCCAGCCGAGUUUCCGCUCAAGCAGACUCGCUCGUACACACCCUAUCCCGCAGCACUCGACACGCUGGUCAACAACGUUCAAUCACGAAAUCUGAUCAUUACCCAAGCAACAAUCGAAGACGGGGUCGCUGGAAUACAAGAAAUUCUAUUAAGAGCGCGAGCAUGUCCAGAACUCCGUCUUGUGCGAGGUACGAUCAUGGCCAGUCACACCCAAAACCUCGACAUGCAUGCAACGCAAAGGCUGCACGAAGUUGGGGUCCGGUGUGUUCGAAUCCACGGAACUUACGGUGGAGCUGGAGGUGACACUGGCUGGAUCACUGAGCAAUUCAGACUAGCGGCCUCUUCAAUCGGGGUCAAGCAAUAUGGCUGGUACAUCUCUGCUCAGCUGCCCUUGCAGACUUGGGCUUUCCUCGGACCUUGCAUCUCGGAGCUCAGAGACGUGACGGUCAUUGCGGAUCAUAACGCUUCAGCGGGACCCUCUGACUUGGGUCUUCCUGCCUUUGCGGAGUUUCUCCAGCUCCUAGGCGCACAGAACAUAGUGGUCAAGGUUGGAGCCUUACAUCGGAGGAGUAUGGGGAACAUCGAAGCGAUGAGACCAAUUAUAGAAGCCUUCGUCGCAAAGGCCCCGAGCAGAGUCAUCUUUGGCAGCGACUGGCCGCAUGUGGAUGCAUCGAGGGGCGGACAAACUCCGACACCACACCUGCAAGAUGUGGAUACUGCAGAAGAGUUAAGAAUGAUUCGGACUUGGAUGUCCGAAGAGCAGUGGAACAGACUCAUGCAAAGCAAUGCCGAGAGGCUUUUGCAAGGGCAAGCUUUCAAUGCCACAUCGGACAAGGACCGAAGACAAAGCUUAGAAUGGUUACCCAAUGCCGGAAAGGAGUCUGUCAUUGCUGAGAUGAUCGAAGACACCGGCAAGCCGGAGAAGAUCAUGGACAUCUAUCGUUCAUACGAGCCCGAAUAUGCCGCACAAGCAGAACGCCAGCUUGUCAGAAAGAUUGACAAGAGAAUCUUGCCUUUGGUUGUCAUCAUCUACCUGUUCAACUACCUUGACCGAAACUCCAUCACUCAAGCUCGUCUCUACGGACUUCAAAAAGACACCAAGGUCAAUGGCGCUGUUUAUCAAACCGCCAUCUCGAUCUUCUCUGCUGGCUAUAUCUUCAUGCAACUGCCAUCUACGUUACUCAUGACCAAAUUGAGGCCGUCAAUCUUUCUUCCAUGCUGUAUCAUCCUAUGGGCAAUAGUCAGUGGUUGCACUGCAGCUGCUAACUCUCCCGGGUCUCUUUUGGCAAUAAGGUUCAUUUUGGGCCUUGUUGAAUCGCCCUUCUUUCCAGGAGCGAUUUACUUCUUGUCGUGCUGGUACACAAAGAAAGAGCUGGGCAUCAGAAUGGCGCUCUUGAUUUGCGGUCUUCUUCUGUCGAACGCAUUUGCCGGACUGAUCUCUGCUGGUAUCUUGAGGGGUAUGGCAGGGGUUGGUCAUCUACACGCUUGGAGAUGGUUGUUUAUCCUUGAAGGUCUUGCAACUGUCUGUGUCGGAUGCAUCGCUUUGUUAGUCUUGCCAGACUAUCCUGCGACCACUCGCUGGUUGACUGAGGAAGAGAAAAUCAUUGCUCAAGGUCGACUCGCUGCAGAUGCAGGAAGUGAUGACGUUCUCGGAGAAGAGAAAGUAUCGAUCUGGCGUGGUAUCGCUUGGGCAGCCAAAGACUAUCGCGUCUGGUUGUUUGCUGGGCUUCAGAUGGCGACCACGGCCUCCAUCUCUUACUCGCACUUCUUUCCCACCUUGAUCCAGGAGAUUGGUAUCAAGAACCGCACAACUGUGCUUCUACUUACAUCGCCGCCAUACCUUGUUGCUUUUUGCUGGGCUCUUGGUCUUGCAUGGAUCGCUGAUAAACGCCAGAUCCGAUCUAUCCCCGCUGGCAUCUCUUGCGUCAUCUCCAUGGUCGGAACCGUACUCUUGGUUGCCCUGCCUCAUUUGUACUGGGCUCGGUAUGCGUUCACUUUCCUGGUCUGCAUCGGCACUUUCGGCAUCUACUCAACCACGUACACCUGGUUGUCGUCGACGAUCCCUCGUCCACCAGUCAAAAGAGCCGCUGCCAUUGGUAUUGCUAACACCUUAGCGAAUUUAGCCUCCUUGUUUGCAAACUAUUUCUGGCUCGAUGAAUACGAACCAACCUUCCAAGUCUCAUGGGGCAUUCUUCUGGCAUUCCAGGCCUUUGCUCUGGCUUGCAUCUUGACGUUGAGAUUCAUGUUACAACGCAAGAACAGAAUGUUCACAAAGCUCCAAGGCGAAAUUAAUGUUAAUCAUGAAGCGGCGGUGCAGGCUUUGGACGAAGAUGCCCAGAGAGCUAUCAAGAACCAUUUCAGAUAUGUGGUC
Messenger RNA from Aureobasidium musti, 2414 nucleotides. NCBI's taxonomy places the organism in Eukaryota, Fungi, Ascomycota, Dothideomycetes, Dothideales, Saccotheciaceae. The record is from the annotation of a GenBank genome assembly.